Messenger RNA from Hyla sarda, 4120 nucleotides. It is a transcript of the gene TEX14, whose product is annotated as testis expressed 14, intercellular bridge forming factor. NCBI's taxonomy places the organism in Eukaryota, Metazoa, Chordata, Amphibia, Anura, Hylidae. The record is from RefSeq and is a predicted model, not a curated record. The transcript has 28 exons. Gene Ontology annotation, molecular function: ATP binding; protein kinase activity; protein binding. The coding region runs from base 163 to 3891 and encodes 1242 amino acids. Gene Ontology annotation, biological process: mitotic sister chromatid separation; attachment of spindle microtubules to kinetochore; protein phosphorylation. Gene Ontology annotation, cellular component: kinetochore; intercellular bridge; midbody.
GUCUUCAAGAAUAUGGUGGCGGAGACUGUGAUUGUCACGUGGUUUAGCCACGCCCCUUCCAGCGGGAGAUUUGCUGUAGCGGUGGCGGGCUGCCGUGUAGAGAGGUGUUUGUGUGAGGUAGAGAGGAUCCAGUGCACUGUUGGCCACUAGAGUGUUAGAACUAUGUCCUCCUCAAAGUUAACAUUACCACCAUAUCCAGUAGAGAUUGGUUCAGUUAAAAGCUGCUUCCCUAAAAAACAUCUCCAGAACUACAUACAAUGUGGAAACUAUGCAAAAGUGAAAAAACUGCUGAAAAAGGGAACCAGCCUUACUGUCCUCCGCUGUUCUUGCUGCUUUUUGGGGAUUGGGAACGUCACAGAGCCUUCAGCCUAUCACCGUCCUCAGCGAUGUCCCGCCUCGGCCAAUGAUAGGCUGAGCGCAUUGUCAUGCAUCUUUCCUGAUAGCACAAAUUCCCAAGGACAAACGCCAUUGUUUGUAGCUGCAUUGCUUGGACUUCGAAAAAUUGUUGAAUUGCUUCUAAAUUUUGGAUCCAAUCCUAACCAAAAUGUUUUGUUUGCUUGCAGCCGAUGUCUAGAUUGGAGUACUCCAGUCCAUGCUGCAGCAUUUUCCUGUGACCAGUGGAUUAUAAGUAAACUCAUUGAUGCAGGAGGAGACCUGCGACUUCAUGAUCAGAAAUCCAAACAGCCAUAUGAAUGGGCGCUCAUGGCUGGAAAAGAUGAAAGUGCUCAGAUGAUUGACUUUAUCAAUCGCUGUACUAUUCACAUGGAAGCUUUAAUUCACUUUUGUCCUUUCAAGCCAUUGAAGAUUGACUCUAAUAGUGCAUCAUUCAUUGAUCUGCUAUCACCAAGAAAAGCUAACAGAUCUGUAUCAAAACCCAAUAAAUUUGAGAAUCUGUCAGGAAAGAAAGUAUGCAACUUCGGCUAUGGACAGUUUUGUGUGAGAGAUAAUGGGCAAGCUGGGUUUUUGUUAACUUUCCCUUUCAUUGAAGAAAAAAGCCUUGUACGGGAAGAAAAAGUGCCCAUUGUCUCCUAUGCUGCUGGACCAUAUAUGACAAUGACAAAUUUGCUGUGGGGAAGUACAGAAGUGACAGUUAAGGGGUUAAAUGAUACAGCUCAUAAAUGCUUUGCUGAUCUUCUUAUAGCAGAAGAGGAGAAUAUGAGUUAUGUGCAACAUCCUCUCAUCCUUCAGCUGUUAGCACUGUCUAAAUCACCUACCCUGGAAAGAAAACAACUCGUGUUUGAAAGGGUACCAUUUGGCUCGUUUUACAGCAUUAUACAUGAAAGGCGUUCAGAAUUCCCAGCAUUGGACAUGAAAACAAUAAUCCUCAUACUCCUUCAGAUGAUUGAGGCUCUUCUGUUUCUUCAUUGGCGUGGAUUCAUCCAUCGCUCUUUUUCUUCGCAUGCCAUUCAGAUUCUCUCAGUAGACACAAGCAGAGCCAAGAUAAGCAACUUUGAAUAUAUGGUAGAAAGAAAAGAUAAGAUGUGUGAUGGUAUCAUCAUUCCUAUACCUGCACAGCUGUAUCGCUGGUCAUCUCCUGAGGUAGUUGCAGGAAAAACUGGUACCAUAAAGUCUGAUAUUUACAGUUUUUGUGCCGUGAUGCAAGAAAGUUUAACAGACUCUCUACCAUGGAGUGGGGUAGAUGAUAAUACAGUUAAGGAUGCCAUGGCUUCAGGACAUUACUUAACUGUUGAUUCCAAUCUUUCUGAACCCUGUUAUACAAUAGUUACCACUGGGAUUCAGCCUAGACCCCAGGAACGCAUAACACAUCUUCAGGAUAUUUUAUAUUUACUGAAGAAUAAUUACAAGCAUGUCCUGCACAAAGUUCCAUGUACAAAACAGGCCCCUAAGGUUGUUGAGGCAGAAAGAGAUUGUAAAGGAUGGGAUAUUCCACCAGACAGAUUAAAUGAAAUUUCAGACCAAUUUUAUACAUGGAAAGAUAUUACUAGUUACAUUUCAAGCAGUGAUGUUUCCUGUAUUGAGACACAGUCUGGAACCCUUUUUGACAUGGUAGAACAAAUCGAUGAAAUGAUGGCCCACCCACACUUGCUAGAGCAGAAAAUUCAAAACAGGCCUGGGAAAUUCUAUCAAGAAAAUGUUGGAAGCGAUUGUGUGACAGAUACAAGUUUGGAGUCAGAAGAACUAGAUAUCGAUUGUAGCAGUUUAGGAACAAAUGAAUUACAAACACUAAAAAAUAGAGGGGAUUCUAUCCACAUACAUAACAAAUCCACCCUUGACAAUCUUCUAUCCAUUCAGACAGUUUUGCAAGAGCACCAUGCUAGCUCUGAUGCAGAAGAGGAACAUAAGCUAUCUAAAAGUGUCUUUGUGGAAGAAAAUGAAUUUCCUGUUACAGUUAAGGUUAAACAUGCGCAUCCACUGAACAUGAGUAAAUCUUAUGCCAAAGGCCCUCCACUUCAUUAUAUACCUCCUGAAGGGGCACAAUGCUCCAGAAUUGACAUCACGUCAGGUACAAGGAGAAUACGAAGUGAGAGUGUUGAAGAUGAAACAAAAAAGGCUUCAAAGAAGGAAGAAUGUUGUGCUGGCCCUGGCUCAUUGAAAGGGAAGACUCUUGAAAAGUUAUCUACUGGUCAGGAUUCCUUGCAGUUAACUGAGACAAGCUCCAAGCAGAGUGAAGCAGAUGAUAAUAUUAUGAGACAUCAGUAUUAUCCAGGUCCAAAUUCUGCUCAACAGGGGCAAACAAAGAAACUGGAAAGGGGAAGGUUGCUUUCUUCUUUGUUAAAGUCAGACAGUCAGCACCUACAGAGCAAAAAACAGUGUGAACAUGUAUGUGAUAUUGACAAAGAAGAGCAGAUAAAGCAAGAACAGAGAAGCAACAAGGAUCACUGUGAGGACAGUCGAGAAACAAAACUGGAGAAACUGUUCCGCCAUUUUGCAGGUAGAAGAUACCAGUCUAAUGAGAAUGAAGACGACGGGGAGAUCCCUGUGGGAAUGAAGCCACUCCAAGACAGUACUAAAGACAAUGAUGAUUCAAAUGAGAGCACUGAAACCAGUUACUUUACUCCCGAAACUGAUGUUGAUAAGACCGAAAAAGAGACACUCAAUGUAUGUGAUGUAUCAGACCAUAGCUUCGGAGAAUGGAGUCCUGCACCGUCUUCCACAGCGUGCUUCGAUAAAACAAUAUUAGCAUGGACUGAUGAAAGAGCAGUGGAAAAUAAUACUCCAGGGCAUAGAGUAUUGGAAAAGAAUACACCAGGGCAUACUGCAUUUGGCGUAUCAACAAAUACCAGGUCCACUAUAGAUGUUGAAGAAUUGUCAAGUAUUUCAUGUGAUCAGAAAAAUUCUCUGUUGCAACUUACCACUCCCAGAAAUACAGAAUCUUCAGCUAGACACAGUACUCCAUUGAGUCCAGGGAACCAUAUGUUGGAUGCAAUAUCUAAAAGAAGAUUCUUUCAGGAAAACCAGUUAAAAAGCCCUAGCACUCUUUAUGACAAACGUAUUUCUUCUCAUUCUUCAAGCUGCAAUGUUUCAACAAGUAAAACAUCAGAAUGCUUUUUUUCUGCUAUGUGUGAGUCUACAGACUAUGUCAGUCCAAGAAAGGAAAAAACCUUAAGUGUGAAAGAUCAGAAUGCAAACAUCACUUCUAUCAAGACACAUAAAUCAGGGUCUGAUGAAAACUUGUUGGCUAGAUCGCAGUGUUCAUUCAACAAAACUGAUCUUCAAUGCCAGAGCAUGGAAAUCACCUGUCUGGUUAAGGAGACCAUGUGUGGUCAUUCAGAAAGUGGUAUGUUUCAAUUUCAGGACAACAUUUCUGAAGCAAAACUACAUGUCCUGAAAAAAGGCAUUCAAGUCAUAAAAGUAUUGCAUGGUUUGAUUCAUAUCUUUUCACACACCUCUGUUGAUGCACUCAUUUCUUUGUUGGUGUAUAGCACCUAGUUUACAUAUUUUUUAAUGUUUGUUGUACUGUUUACACUUAAUGUACCUUUAUGACCAACCGUACAUCAUUCUGUACAACUUCAUCAACUUCAUGUAUAUGUUCUUUUGCGGUCUUAGGCCCUGUUCUUGUUUAUAUUUGUUCAGAAAAAAAUGUCAAUAAAAACUAUUGAUGCAUAAACUACAUUUCCUUGUAGUUUAAUGGCAUAUUUGGUUAAUAGGAUACCAGUCU